AUGACUGUGGCUACAUUAGGUUACACGAUGGUCAUUUGUGGCAAUAGUGAUGAUCCACAACAUAGGUAUCGAGGACGGAUCGAAAAGGUCAAAUUUGGAGUCCCAAUUGAGGAAGCCUUUGCUCAUGAUAUACCCGCUACUUUAUUAGUAUUGCUAUUAAAAGUACAUAAAGAUGGUCCUGCUAAAAAGGAUAUCUGGCGUGCACCGGGUAAUCAAGCUCAAGUACGAAAGCUUUCACAUAUCAUGCAACACGGAAGACUUGUAAAUAUUGCGAAUUUCAGUGUUUAUACUGCCGCAUCUGUUAUCAAGAAGUUUUUAUCGAAAUUACCUGGUGGCAUAUUUGGUGUCGGAAAUGAACAGAAACUUUUUGAUUUGUAUAAUAUAUCAUCAGAUCUUGAACUGCAGCGACAGUCAUUUUGUCGAGUAUUAAGCAGUUUACCGAUUCCAUCACAACACUUACUUGUACUACUUUUUGGCACUUUUUAUAUGAUCUCAGAGUCAGCCGAUUCAUUUGGCUCAAGAAUGACAACGGAAGCUCUUGGAAUUUCCGUAGCGCCUUCACUUUUCCAUUCAUGCAUUCAUGACGGGCAGCGGGCAAAGAUAGAAGAUGUGAUACGAUUCAAAAUUGCUUCCGAGAUUAUCUCAAGAAUUAUUGAAAAUUUUGGUUAUACAAAUCUUUUUCCACAAGAAAGUUACGAAUUUUAUGCUCGUAUAACUGGACGAACAUUACGAUUUGAUGAAAAUGAUUCACGACUACGGUUCGUUACACCAGCUAAUGUACACGAUUGGCCAGUACCAUCGCCCAGUACUUACUCGAUUAUGGCUGCCCAAUGUGCUGGAAGAUACUCGAUGAGUACCGUUGCAGCGAUCGACCACAUUAGCUCUAACUGUGGUAGGCACUCCGAUCAUCAUCAACAAAAAUUUCUUCAAAAUGUUGAAAAUAUUUCAGUUUGGGCAGCUAAUAGAACUGAAUGCUUAGGAGAUAAGGGAGAAACAGGGAAAGUUAAUGGAAAUAAUAAUGUGAGAACAAUACAUCAUCCCAUUAGAAAGCAUUGUAUUUCUGUUGAUACUGCUGUGGAUGAUAAUGAACUUGAACCCACUCUGUUAACAUCCGUUACAAAUCUACAAUCUCGACCACAAACUAGAGGUUAUCCGCUUAUGGCGGCACCCGAUUGUAAACGAACAUUUUUCGGAAUUGGACCUCAGCAUAUCACAGUUGCGACGAUCGCUGACGAUGAACUGAUAAGCAAAAACGAGAAACCAGUCCUGAGAACAUCAAAUAGUGAAAUUACCACUGCAUUUGGAAAUGAACAUCAAACGCUACCGACUUGUCUGAGGAAUACAGAAGUUUCGACAAUUUUGGGUGUAUAA
Molecule: messenger RNA, 1371 nt
Organism: Brugia pahangi
Lineage: Eukaryota; Metazoa; Nematoda; Chromadorea; Rhabditida; Onchocercidae
Source: the annotation of a GenBank genome assembly